This is a messenger RNA of Peniophora sp. CBMAI 1063, 537 nucleotides long. NCBI's taxonomy places the organism in Eukaryota, Fungi, Basidiomycota, Agaricomycetes, Russulales, Peniophoraceae. The record is from the annotation of a GenBank genome assembly.
AUGUUGGCGGAUGAGGAUUUUGAUAAUGAGGAAAGGCUGGAGGCGGUUAUCAAGAAGCUCGACGCGGACGUAAAGAAGGGGAGGAAGAAGGCGAAGAAGAAGGACACAAGUAGCGAUCCUACGAAUGAGUAUAUGCAGGGCCAACCGUCGCUCCCGCUGGUCGAUACGCCCGAUGCGGAGCUGGAUGAGGGAGGGGCUGGAGGGAAAGAGAAGGUAGAAGCCUAUGAAAGCUUAAGUAUCAUGAACAAGAUCAAGGAGCGCAACCGUCGUCGUGCUGCACUAGGAGAUCGCAAGUCCAAGGCCGCUCAAGCGCGCAUGAAGAGUAUCGCGAGUUUGGCGGCUGACGAGCGCGUGCUGAAGAAGUGGAGAAAGGAGGAUGUGUUCGGCGCGGACUACUCGUACUGGGCGAUCUACCGCAAAAUCAACACAGCAGCCCCCUUCUCAGACGAGGAGGGCGACCUCUCCACGGCCACAACCCUCGGAUCCACACUCCUCGCGCACACGACCCCGCAUUCGACCUACGAUGAAACUACCUGA